CUUUUGCUAGAAUCGCCAUUUAAUGGAGGUGCUUUUUAGUGCUUUCGUUUUUUUUAAAUACUUCUUCAUUGCAAGGCACUAUAAAAGAAAGUCAAAGUCACAUCAGAGGCUGCAGGGCUAUACUCUUUUCCUUUUUGGAAAAUAAAAAAAAGUCAAAGUCAUCUACUUGACAUCUAAAAUUGUAGAAUUUCGUUUCGAUUCUGAUUUUAUCACCUAAAUUCAGGAAGUAUAGAAAAUUGAAAAAUGUUCACUCUCAAUAAUCACUAUGAACUGAGAAAAAUAACAGUUUCAAGCCUUUUGUCGUGUAUCUAUUUACCCAGUAUCAUUACUUUUAUAUCGUAUAAAGGACUUCUUUAUUCUGUGGGAAAUGGAUCUUCUUUCUAUAUUUUGGUCUUAAUAUUCCUGGCAGAACUACUUAAAUCAUUCUACCUGAGUUCCACUGGUGAAGCAGUACAAACGAAGAAAAAUAAAGCAAACAAAAGUACAGUCUCUGAUAUAUUGAAAUCAUUUGUUUUUCUACUUGUUGUGUUGUUUAGUUUCUUUAUUGGAAUAAUUUUGUUUGGAGCUCCAAUACUGGAAUGUCAUGAAGAGACUCUUAUGCUAUCAGCUUUAAUAACUCUGUUGGCAGUGUUUCCAUUGAUUGCCCAUUGUGGAGUAGAAAUAUCUAUGCAGCUGUUGUUUGGCAUCAAAAGUUAUACAAAGAACACAAUUGUCCAAAUGCUCAUCAAUAAUGCAUUAUUAACAUUGUGCGGUGCCUGGUUAGGUGCUGUUGUGAUCCCAUUAGACUGGAACACACCUUGGCAAAAGUGGCCCAUUCCAUGUUACUUGGGUGCAGUUGCAGGUUAUUUGCUUUCUAAUGUCCUUACAGUAUUAAAAGUAUCCUUGAUGUCUGCAGCUCAAAAAUAUCCAACUCUCGAAUUUGUUGUAAAUAUUGUCAACAGUCUUCAUACCCCUAAGAGUAUUUAAAUUACAUAUGUAUAUAAAUUAAGUCAUUGUGUUUUAUUAAAUAAUUACCAUACAUAGGUACAUAUAAUUUAGUUUAUACUCUUUGCAACAGUGGUAGUCUUGAAGAUGUUACGUCUAUGCUGCAGAUUGAAUGGUUUGUAAAGUAAUAAAUGUAUCUUAAGACAACAUCACAUAUUAGCUGUUGAAUGUAAUAAAAUCUAUAAUUUACUGAUAUUUUACAUACUUAUAUAUUUUUAUGGGGCACACAGGACAUUAGUUGGACAGUGUAAAAAUUUUUGUGGUUUGUGAGAUCUGAUAUUCAAUUUAUACCCUAUCAUACUACCAGGCUCCCAGACAAAUAACUAAGUUAUGUAGUUUCAGUGAUAACGAAGUCUGCUUGCUGCUGGGCUGAUGUCAUUACGGCAUCACUACAACUAGAACUCAAUUAAUUAAAGAAAGAACUUAUUAUUUCAAUCCCAUUUAUCAAUCUACUUAGACAUAAUAAUUAUGAUUUGUUAAUGUAAGUAUGUAUAGAGGUAAUUAAGGAUCAUUGUGGAGUUGCUGUACUGACAUCAGCCCAGCUAUAUCUUCUAAGCUUGGCAUUUUAUAAGCUCAUUCUUUUAAAACAUCAAGUCAUUUUAACAUGAAAAUAAACUUGAUCUUCUGUGAUCACUAGGGUACCAUGAAUAAUUUAUGUCAACAAUUACAAAGUG
This is a messenger RNA of Diatraea saccharalis (sugarcane borer), 1658 nucleotides long. Lineage: Eukaryota; Metazoa; Arthropoda; Insecta; Lepidoptera; Crambidae. The record is from the annotation of a GenBank genome assembly.